Molecule: messenger RNA, 3267 nt
Organism: Manihot esculenta (cassava)
Lineage: Eukaryota; Viridiplantae; Streptophyta; Magnoliopsida; Malpighiales; Euphorbiaceae
Product: vacuolar protein sorting-associated protein 22 homolog 1
Exons: 8
Coding region: 2302-3054 (250 amino acids)
Biological process (GO): protein transport to vacuole involved in ubiquitin-dependent protein catabolic process via the multivesicular body sorting pathway
Cellular component (GO): ESCRT II complex
Source: RefSeq, a predicted model, not a curated record
CGAGAUUUUUCCCUACUCAAAUUGAAUAAUAAUCAUAAUAUCAGUCUUACUGAAAGAAUCCCAUGUUGGGGAUAUUGGAUUUCAGUCCUUUUUAACAGUGUUUCCAUGCUGGGAAGUUAGUUUUAUUCAUUAGACGAUAUAUUUGUCAAAAUUCAUGAUUGGAAAUCGAAAAUGGCACUGAUUUUUGGUUUUCUAUGUGGUUGAGAACUACAUGUUUGGUUGUAUGAAUGUUUCAAAUGUAUGUUUAAAACAUACGUUUUAAAAUGAUAAAUUGCAUUUGCCAAAUUUGUGUUGCAUUGGAAUACCAAAAAAAGAACUUUCUCUUUUACUGAGAUUAUUUAAUGCAUGUUGGAGACAUCAUUGGUUCAAAAUAUAUAAGAAAAGAGAAGGUGGUUAUGGCUUAAUUCACAACUAACGGGACUUCUUACUUUUGUAUCCCGUAAAUCCGUAACUUCUCUAACCCUUGGUUUGGUUUGGAAUCAAGAAUUUUAUAAGAAUUCGAUUUAAUUGAAUUCUUUUCUCGUAAAAUUCUUAUUUGGAAUAAAAGAAUUUAAAAUUUUUUAAUUUGAAAAAUUUUCAUCAUGAAUGAUUUUGAAAGAAUUCAUUUGAAUUCAUUUCUUGUAAAAUUAUUUAUGCCAAAUGAAGGGUAAGAGUUUUUGUGCCUUUGGAGGUUUUUAAAUUGAGAUUAAAAUUGUAGUUCAAAUCUAAAUGAUUCUUUAGGAAUUGUGGAUAGGGUUCUCCAAAGUAUCCUAUAUAUGUUUAUUCACCAGAAAAGUAACUGCUAUGUCACUUUUCUGGUAGUGAUGAAUCUGUUAAUAUCUAUGCAGCUGCAUUUCUCUGCUCCCCUUGUGUUAGUUUGACUUGACAACUUUAUCUUGUGCCACUAAAUAGUAAGUUUUUCAAUAUUUUGUAAAUUGUUUAUAGUGAUUUGAAUCUACUUGGCUAGACAGGGGUACAAAUUGUUGAGAUAUGCUUGGCAACGAGACCUCGCAAAGGAGGUUUGAUCAACCUUCAGGAACUAUUCACUCUGCUUCAUCAGAAAUGAAAAAGUGAUCGUGAAGCUGUUUCUGGGGAUGACUGUUUGCGUGCUGUAAGUAAGCUUAAGGUCAGCUCAUAUUGGGUUGUCUUCAUAAGCGUCCUAGAUAUGGUCUUGGUGUCUCAAAUUAGUCUUACCUAUGGAAUUUCCGAUAAGAUCAUAGCACUUUGUUUGGGGAUCUGCCCUUGUUGAUGCAAUCAAUCAAUUCAACUAUGUGCAUAUUUAGCUAAGUUCAUAUUUUCUUCUGUUAAUAAGUUGUGCAAAUUUGAAUAUGUUCUACAAAAGAAUCAUGAGAAAGCACUUAUCGCAUGCGUGCAUACACACAUCCUCAAUUCAAAUUAGUAUCAAUUGAAAAAAAAUGAUUAAUUUCCAUGACGCUGUUACUCCUGGCAUUUACCUACAGGUUCGUGCUGUUCAUCAUUUUAUCCGGACAGUUAGACCCUCCAGGAAUUGAAGGAACUCUAUGCCCCCUUCAUGUCAAUAAGCAACUUGGGUUCAACGCUGGGAUCAUCCAAUGGUGCUGCACUGGCUUCAUUUCUGAAACUCUCAUCAGGCUCUGUUGUCAACCUACUAUUAGCAUUGCCAUGCAAGUCUUCUGCACGUAUAUUCCUGUUGUUUUUCUAUUUCAUACCAAAAGAAGCUACAGGGAUAUCAGCAUAGCUAGGGGUUCAUCCUCAAUACAGAAUGCUAUUAUCUGGCUGCAGAAAAAUGAAUAAUAUGAACGAAUUCUUUAAGAAUUUGAUUAGUAAUUUUGCUGAGGUAAACUAAAAUCGAGUUCUUUAUGAAUGCAAAUUGAAACUAAGUGGCCGUAUUAGGCUUAAUAAUAAGUUUGGUGAUGAAGUUGAAAGCAAACAAGCCACCCUUUUUCGAUAAACCCAUGUUUUAGCAAAAAGGAAAUUUUUAAAAUUAAGUGAAAACUUAACUGUAUAAAGAGUUGUUAAGCAUUAACUAAAAAAAUUAAUCAGCACAGUUUUCAGAAGCCACUCCUGUAUCAGAGCCAGGUUUCGAUCCUGGGACCUGUGGGUUAUGGGCCCACCACGCUUCCGCUGCGCCACUCUGAUUGUUGAUAUAUUUCAUAGUUAAUACUUUAAAGCGAUGAAACGCAGUUCGACGCCGCCCCUGAGUUCUCUGGUCAUAGCAGUUAUCACCAUUUCGCAUGCAGCCUCGUAUCCUGCAAAAGAAGAGAAACGUAAUUGCAAACCGAGCAACAACUCAGAAUUUCUUAUCCAAACCCAGGAUAAACAGGGAGAUCUUAGAGGGGAAGAAUGAGAAGGAGGCCAGGAAUUGGUGGCUUGCAAACAGCUGCUGCUGCUCGGGAUCAAUAUCGAUUACUGGGAGAAAAUGUAGCGAAGUUGAGAACUGAUCUUAUGAAAGAACAGCUCGCCACUUUUCGCACCCAGCUCGAAGAGUUUGCCCGCAAACACAAGAAUGAUAUUCGCAAGAACCCGACUUUCAGGGCUCAGUUCCACGAGAUGUGUGCUAAAGUGGGAGUAGAUCCACUGGCCUCGAAUAAGGGGUUUUGGGCAGAGCUGUUAGGGAUUGGUGACUUCUAUUACGAACUUGGGGUACAAAUUGUUGAGAUAUGCUUGGCAACAAGACCACACAAUGGAGGUUUAAUCAACCUUCAGGAACUAUGCACUCUGCUUCGUCAGAAACGAAAAAGUGAUCGUGAAGCUGCUUCUGAGGACGACUGCUUGCGUGCUAUAAGUAAGCUUAAGAUUCUAGGUAGCGGUUUUGAGGUGAUUUCUGUUGGAAAAAGAAAGCUUGUUCGAUCUGUUCCAACUGAAUUGAACAAAGACCAUAAUGAAAUUUUGGAGCUGGCUCAGGCAAGAGGCUAUGUGACGGUUGAUGAUGUAGAGAGGCAGCUUUCUUGGACAUCUGGUCGUGCUACUGAUGCCCUUGAUACAUUAUUAGACGAAGGUCUUGCUAUGAUUGAUGAUGGCCACAAGGAUGGAAAACGCCGCUAUUGGUUUCCCUGUGUGUCUUCCAUAUCCUCUUCAGGAGGGGCUGAUAUUUGACAUGUGGAUUUUUUAUCCCCAAAAAUUUUACUUGUACCCACAGAAAGGGUGAAAGGUGAUUUAUUUAUUUUAAUUCUCUUGCAUGGAAGUGAAAGUAGCAACUUAAAAUGUACUGAAACUGUAAAUUCUUUUGCAUGAUCUUACAAUUGUUCCAUGAGCAUAUUUACUCUAAUUCAAUUGUUAAAAGCUUAAAUGCACCGGAUCAUUUACACA